Molecule: messenger RNA, 933 nt
Organism: Coffea arabica (coffee)
Lineage: Eukaryota; Viridiplantae; Streptophyta; Magnoliopsida; Gentianales; Rubiaceae
Molecular function (GO): nucleic acid binding; zinc ion binding
Source: RefSeq, a predicted model, not a curated record
AUGGCCAAUGACUCAAAUUUUGUGCAAGCCGCCAUCCCUCGCUUUGAUGGUCACUAUGACCACUGGAGCAUGCUCAUGGAAAAUUUUUUACGGUCCAAAGAAUAUUGGUCAGUGGUUGAAUCUGGAAUUCAAGAACCACCAGCAGGUGCAACCGUGACAGAUGCUCAGCAAACAGACAUUGAAGCUAGAAAGCUCAAAGACUUGAAAGCGAAGAACUAUCUCUUCCAGGCUAUUGAUCGUCCCAUCUUGGAGACUAUUCUUUGCAAAGAUACAUCCAAGGAUAUUUGGGAUUCAAUGAAGAAAAAAUAUCAAGGCUCUUCUAGAGUGAAGCGCACACAGCUUCAAGCCUUGAGGAGGGAUUUUGAAGUUUUGCAGACGAAGGAUGCGGAAUCUGUUACAAGCUUUAUUGGAAGGACGAUGGAAAUUGCAAAUAAAAUGAGAUGCUAUGGAGAAGAGAUUAAAGAUGUUAACAUAGUAGAAAAAAUUCUGUGUUCUAUGACGCGAGAAUUUAACUAUGUUGUUUGCUCAAUUGAAGAGUCAAACGACAUAGAUGACCUCUCUCUUGAUGAAUUGCAGAGCUCCUUGUUAGUCCAUGAACAGAAGAUGAAUCGAAGCUGGACAGCAGAGGAACAAGCUUUAAAAGCUUCUACCAACACUCGCUCCAACAGCUCAAGAGGAAGAGGCAGAGGCCGAGGAAGAGGAAGGGGAGAUCGAGAUCAUGACAAAUCUAGAGCAGAGUGCUUUAGAUGUCACAAAUAUGGUCAUUAUGCUUCUGAAUGUGUCACUGAACUGCCAAAGUAUAAAGAAAGAGAGGAGAACUCAAAUUUUGCAGAAGAAACGAAUGAACCAGAAACUUUGUUGAUGGCUGCCCAUGAAGGAAAAAGAUUGAGUCGAAUAUUUGGUAUGUCGAUACAGGCUGCAGCAAUCACAUGA